This is a messenger RNA of Pediculus humanus corporis (human body louse), 1200 nucleotides long. RefSeq lists its product as uncharacterized. The record is from RefSeq and is a predicted model, not a curated record. The transcript has 2 exons. Bases 1 to 1200 code for a protein of 399 amino acids. Lineage: Eukaryota; Metazoa; Arthropoda; Insecta; Psocodea; Pediculidae. Gene Ontology annotation, molecular function: nucleic acid binding.
AUGCCGCCAGAUGAAACGAUUGUAAAAAAUAAUUUUACAUCAGACAAACAAAACAAAAAUAGAAAAAUAUUAAAUCCACAAGCCAAAGAAUUAAUUUUAAACGUUGUAAAUUUUAUGAAGCAAGAAGCAAAUGGUAAUUUUAUAAUUCCAGCAAGAAAAGUACAGUGUCGUGUUGCUGCGGCUACUGGAUUCUCCGAGCGAACUGUACGUAGAAUAGUUAAAGAAUCUAAAACUUUAUUGAUGAUUAAAAAUACGACAGGUGAAAACAAGAGUAUUAUUUUUCCUCCGAGAAAAAUUACCAAUAGGCAAAAGCCCAAAACUGGAUUAGAUAAAUUGACACGCUGUGUAGUUCGUAAAAUAAUCCACGGUAGUAGCAGAUCUACUCAUAAAAUUAUCAAAGAGGUUGGAUUUUAUUGGAAGAAGAGUAGUAAUACUAAAAACUUUGUUUUGGUCGAGAAAAGCGAAAUCAGACAAAAAAGAGUAGAAUAUUUAAAAGACGUUAAUAAAUUUAGAAAGGAAGGAAGAACUGUAAUAUAUGUAGGCGAUUUGUUCAUAUCAAAUUUAGAUAAAAACAAAUUGGAAGAAAAUUUUAUAUUAAUUCAUGCAGGAGGAGAAACAGGUUUCAUACCUAAUGCACUUUUAAUAAUACAAACAUCUAAUUUAAAAGAAGAUUAUUUUAAAGAGUUGUCAGAUCAUUAUCAGUUUUGGAUAAAAAAUAAAUUAAUUCCUGCUUUACCUCCUAAAUCGGUGGUGGUCAUAGAUGGAGUUAUAUAUCAAAAAAUACAAUUAGAAAAAAUUCCAAAUUUAGAUUCCUCUGCAGAUGAUAUGAAACAAUGGUUACAUUUGAAAAACAUUAGUUUUUGCGAUGACAUGAUGAAACCAGAACUUUAUGACCUUAUUAAAAUUCAUUCUUCUAAAUUUCGUAAACAAAAAGGUAUCAUUGAACAAAUGCUUAUGGAAAGAGGUCAUUCUAUUUUGAAAUUACCUCCAGAUCAUCCUGAUUUAAAUCCCAUUGAUCUUAUGUGGGCAGAUAUGAAAACUUUUUUGAUAGAUAAUAUAAAAACAUUUGAUUUAAACAGUUUAAAAAUCCUAUGUCAAGAAAAAAUAAACAAUUUCGCAUUGGAAACAUGGCUGAUGAAAUGUAAUUUAGUUAAAAAUGUAGAACUUCAAUAUUUGAACAGUGAAAUUAUAAGUGAAUAA